Molecule: messenger RNA, 942 nt
Organism: Lolium perenne
Lineage: Eukaryota; Viridiplantae; Streptophyta; Magnoliopsida; Poales; Poaceae
Source: RefSeq, a predicted model, not a curated record
CUUCCUCCCACGCACGACGCGUGAGAGCUCUGUGUGGUCCUCGGCUCCAACCACCGCACAUGCUCCUCCACCUUUUCCCCCUCCUUAAAGCUGCCUUGGCGUCGCGCCCCAAACCCUAGCGCCUCCCCACUCCUCCCAUCGCGCCGCCGCCAUCUCCUCCAUUUUCCUUUCUCUCUUUUUUGUGAACCACCGUGAGAAGCUCACCGUCGCCCCGCCAUCUCCGGCCGCCCCUCGCAAAACCGAGAGUACCAGAAGAUGCGGCUCGUUCUCCUCUUCAACCUGGUACAAGGAAUCGAGCCAAGACCCCGUAAAUCGAGCGCACGGUCGCCGAUUCUCCAGUCCGGCCAUCGCACUCCGGCGUCGAUUCCGGCCGCCCUCGUCCUCCUCCGGCUAAACCGAGCACACCUCCGGCUUCCUUGUGUCCAGGCGCAGCCCCGACGGUGUCUCGCCCGUCCCAGCUAGGCCGCUCCUGUCGUUCCCGUGGUCGACAUGGUCUUCGCUGCCAUGGACGUUCCUGAUCCAGAUCUCCAUCCUGGAUGGUUUCAAAAGCAAGCGUGUCCUCUCCUUGCCAUGAUCCAAGCCAACAGCCCGGUGAUGGGCCUGUCCCAGAUCUCCCCUGUGCAGCCCAUUGCCCGCGCGUCCAGCAACUUCCCGCCGCCUACGCGGUUCCGGCCCAGUUUUUCCGACGCAGCAUCAGGCCAAAUCCGGCCCAGUACCACGCAGAUGGGCCUGUCCCAGAUCUCCCCUGUGCAGCCCAUUGCCCCCCCGCGUCCAGCAACUUCCCCCCCCCGCCCCGCGGUUCCGGCCCAGUUUUUCCGACGCAGCAUCAGGCCAAAUCCGGCCCAGUACCACGCAGUACCUCCUUGCGAGGGGGACGCAUCGGCGUGUUAUGCUUGCGGUAUAGAACUGUUAGUUUAUGCGCUCUCCAUCUUCUCCGAUUAG